Molecule: messenger RNA, 968 nt
Organism: Dufourea novaeangliae
Lineage: Eukaryota; Metazoa; Arthropoda; Insecta; Hymenoptera; Halictidae
Gene: nero
Product: deoxyhypusine hydroxylase
Exons: 3
Coding region: 57-968 (303 amino acids)
Biological process (GO): peptidyl-hypusine biosynthetic process
Molecular function (GO): deoxyhypusine monooxygenase activity
Source: RefSeq, a predicted model, not a curated record
UAUUAAUUAUUAAUUGUUCUCUCGAAGUUCAGUUGAAGUGUUUCAAAAAAAAAAUUAUGUUAGAGAUAAAUGAUAAUGAAAUUCAUGCGAUUGGUAGUGUUUUAAACGACAAUAGUCGACCACUAAAAGAAAGAUUUCGUGCAUUAUUUACUUUAAAAAAUAUUGGAGGCGCUAAAGCCAUUGAACUGAUUCACAUGUGCUUCAAAGAUGAUUCUGCUCUAUUAAAACAUGAACUUGCAUAUUGUCUUGGUCAAAUGCAAGAUUCUUCUGCUGUAUCUAUUCUUGUAAAGGUAUUAGAAGAUGUCACUCAAGAACCAAUGGUUCGUCACGAAGCUGGUGAAGCAUUAGGUGCAAUUGGAGAUGUUAAUGUAAUACCAGUUUUAAAAAGAUAUAGCGAAGACAAUGUACCAGAAGUGGCAGAAACUUGUCAGUUAGCAUUACGUCGAUUGCAGUGGUUAAAAUCAAAUGACCCUUUAACAACUUCACAAAACAGUCCAUAUAUGUCAGUAGAUCCAGCUCCACCAACAGAAAUUCGGGACGUGAAGAAGUUGAAGGAUAUUCUGUUAAAUGAAGACAUUCCUUUAUUUGAACGAUAUAGAGCAAUGUUUUCUUUAAGAAAUAUACAUACACCAGAAAGUAUUCUUGCACUUUGUGAAGGUUUAAAAGCUGGUAGUGCUUUAUUCAGACAUGAGGUAGCCUUUGUACUUGGACAGAUUCAGGAGGAAAUUACAGUACCAUAUUUGCAAUCUUCUCUAGAAAAUGAGAAGGAAAAUGAAAUGGUACGGCAUGAAUGUGCAGAGGCAUUAGGUUCCAUUGCAACUCCUGAGUGUUUUAAUAUUUUAAAGAAAUAUUUGGAUGACAAUAAAAGGGUUGUACGUGAAAGCUGUAUAAUUGCAUUAGACAUGUGCGAGUAUACGAACAGUUCUGAGUUUCAAUAUGCAGAUACAUUACAGAAAGUUGCUGUUUAA